Messenger RNA from Pimephales promelas (fathead minnow), 1149 nucleotides. RefSeq names its product achaete-scute homolog 1b. Gene Ontology annotation, cellular component: RNA polymerase II transcription regulator complex. The record is from RefSeq and is a predicted model, not a curated record. Gene Ontology annotation, biological process: neuron differentiation; regulation of neurogenesis; positive regulation of transcription by RNA polymerase II. Gene Ontology annotation, molecular function: RNA polymerase II transcription regulatory region sequence-specific DNA binding; protein dimerization activity; DNA-binding transcription factor activity, RNA polymerase II-specific. Lineage: Eukaryota; Metazoa; Chordata; Actinopteri; Cypriniformes; Leuciscidae.
UUGAAAAAGCAGAGGGCUGCCAAAGUUUGUAUCAGAUUCGAGGGACAGCGAGACUCGGACCACAAUACUCCCGAACGACCACGCGGAAGGCACGAGAGUCGUGCGUCACCACUUUUUUGUUUGACAGUGAUAGUGGAUUUCUUGUUACACUAGACUUACCAAAAGAGAUGAAUACUGCAACGCAACUGGCGCAAAGUGCAUGCAACGCGUCUAUCACCCUGCAAGAGUGCGCGCUCCCGAGCCAAACCAAGUUGAAGGUGCUGAAAAGACAGCGCUCGAGCUCACCGGAACUCCUGCGCUGCAAGCGGAGACUCACGUUCAACGGGCUGGGGUACAGCAUCCCGCAGCAGCAGCCCGUCGCGGUGGCGCGACGCAACGAACGCGAGAGGAACCGCGUCAAACAGGUCAACAUGGGAUUCCAGACGCUGCGUCAACACGUCCCAAACGGCGCGGCCAAUAAGAAGAUGAGUAAAGUGGAAACGCUGCGCUCGGCGGUGGAGUACAUCCGCGCGUUGCAGCAGCUGUUAGACGAGCACGACGCGAUCUCUGCCGCUUUCCAGUGCGGCGUUCCGUCGCCGACGCUCUCGAACGCGUACUCCGCAGACCCAGAGUCGCCGCACUCGUCCUAUUCGUCCGAUGAAGGGAGUUACGAGCACCUCAGCUCUGAGGACCAAGAGCUGCUGGACUUCACCACUUGGUUUGAUCGCUACUGAUGAGAUUUUAAUAUCCUGCACCCAAACUUUCCAUGGGACUGCUGGGAAACCCAGUUCAGGCCCAUAUGAGGCUAUUUUGGAACAUGGCUGCUAGUUUCUUGCUGGUCUGUUGACCACUUUAAGCUAUGAUGGUGGUUUGUUGCUGGUACGAGAUUGAAACCAUCCACUGUGUUUCAAAAUAGCCUAAACUUCCCAGAUUGCUGGCUCAGCAUACAGUGUCGUGGCUUAGUGGUUAAGCUGGAAAAGGCUGUAGGUUCAAACCCCAGUGGGGUCCACGAGCUUCUACAAUACAAAAAGACUGCUGAAUUAGACCUUUUCCUGACCCUUCAUAAGUGCAAUUGUGGGCAUGUUCUUUAUGUCCUGUUAUGUUAUUUUGAUGAAACAAACUCCCCUAGUCAAUUCCAAGAAUGUCAAGUUAUUGGGAAUAUUGAUUAUU